ACUUGCCGAGUGAUGAUGAGUGCGCUGGUUGUGCUAUUGUGCCUCACGUUGGUGUCCUGCUCAACGGAGAGCGAGCCGCAGAACGAAUCGGAGCCUUUCCAGGAGAUCAAAACCACACUGAUGCUACAGGUACUGAGGCGUCUGGACGAGAUUGAUCACCGAAUAAGUCACCUGGAGCGCAGGAUACAACAGAACCACCUUGUGGCGACCGCGACGAUCAGCAAAACAUUAGAAGGGAUCGGCGAUAAGCUCGAGAGCAUCAACAAAACAUUGCGUCAGAAUGUGGGCACUUAUUACGGUUCCUGCCAGGAGGCGCCGGCCAUGGUGAGCGACGUGUACACGAUCCGGCCACCGGCUUCGAGUCUGGCACCGUUCCAGGUUUACUGCGAGCAGAGCUACCGCCAGGGAGGCUGGAUUGUGCUACUCCGACGGUUCGAUGGGUCCCUGAACUUCACCCGCAGCUGGACCGACUAUCGCGACGGGUUCGGUUCGGUUGAGGGAGAGCACUGGCUGGGACUAGAGCGUAUCCACCGGAUCACCUCGUCGGACUACUAUCAACUCCUGGUGUACAUGAAGGACUUCGAAGGAACGGUCAAAACGGCACUCUACGAUGAGUUCGAGAUCGGCAAUGAGGCCACCGGCUACCGGUUACACCUCGGGGCGUACGUGGAAGGAGCCGCAAACGAUUCGCUACGAGCCAGCGUCGGGUCCAAGUUUUCAACCAUCGAUCGCGAUAACGAUCAGCAUCCCGGAUCAUGUGCGGCGUUUUACGCGAGCGGUUGGUGGUACUGCAACUGUAUGAACGCCAAUUUGAAUGGACUCUAUCGAGAGAACGACCCAAACAAUGCGACUAUGAACUGGUACGGCUUUCACAACGAUCUUCAAGGACUGAAGCAGGCAACGAUGAUGAUAAGAGCAGUGUCCUCGAGGUAGUUUAGUCAC
Messenger RNA from Anopheles cruzii, 942 nucleotides. RefSeq names its product ryncolin-1-like. The coding region runs from base 13 to 933 and encodes 306 amino acids. The record is from RefSeq and is a predicted model, not a curated record. The transcript is spliced from 6 exons. Lineage: Eukaryota; Metazoa; Arthropoda; Insecta; Diptera; Culicidae.